AAAUACUUCUGAGAGAAAAUGAAGUCUCUAAACUUAUCGACAAAACUACAGUUUCCUACCAUCUUGGGUGUAGGAGACGCUCAGUGUGGAUAUCUUGAGAAUAUCCUAAUGGACUCUUUCUUGAAAGCCCAUUCUGAAGAUAAGCAAUGGCAGACAAGCAUGUCUAUUAACUACUUCGCAGGAUCAAUGACUGGAUGUGCCAUGCCAUUCGGGCAGACUCUCAAUCAGAUUAGUACUAAGUUACCUUCUAUCGACUUGAUUGCAAAGUUGGGAGAUAAAGAAGAAGGUGCCAGUACUCAACCAGAAGUCUCAUUCACCAAUACCCUCCAAGAUGUUAAGGCUAUCUCUGACAAUAUAUUCUGCCAAGGUGUCACUACUGAAUCGGACUGUUUCAUUCCAAAAUGUACUAAAUCCAGAGAUAUAGCUAGUUCUGAAGAUCAUACCUUGGAAAAUUCCGCAACUACCAAACUGUCUAAGGAGGAGAAAAGAGGAAAGAAGAACUUCGAUGCUCACAGCUACAUGGAAAAUGAGAGAAGAAAGUUACUUGUAAAAUUGGACAAAAGCAAUGAUGAUAGAGUAAUUUUCUCAAAGAGAGUCAAGAAGCUUAGAAAGAAUGCUAAUCAUUCAGCUCAAUCUUACAGAGGAUCCAGAUUCUGGGGAGUUUCAAAGAAUAAAAACAAAUGGCAAGUUAUGAUCACUCUCAACCACUUCAAGGAAUACAACGGAGGAUUCUCAGAUGAAUUUGAAGCUGCUAAGAUCUAUGAUAGAAAAAGCAUUUGUACUUUCGGGCUCAAAGCUAAGACUAACUUUGACUACACCAAGAAACAAGUCCUUGAGAUACUUGUAAACGAUUGCCCUAUCGUUUUGUAAAUCUCUUGUACUGUUGAGGGAUACCUUGACACUUAGUGCACACUUGAGUGCUCUACACCUACUUUUAC
Messenger RNA from Moneuplotes crassus, 938 nucleotides. Lineage: Eukaryota; Ciliophora; Spirotrichea; Euplotida; Euplotidae. The record is from the annotation of a GenBank genome assembly.